Ananas comosus (pineapple) is the source of this 1567-nucleotide messenger RNA. Its product is annotated as protein MAK16 homolog. Bases 190 to 1143 code for a protein of 317 amino acids. Gene Ontology annotation, cellular component: nucleolus; preribosome, large subunit precursor. The record is from RefSeq and is a predicted model, not a curated record. NCBI's taxonomy places the organism in Eukaryota, Viridiplantae, Streptophyta, Magnoliopsida, Poales, Bromeliaceae. Gene Ontology annotation, biological process: maturation of 5.8S rRNA; maturation of LSU-rRNA. The transcript has 9 exons.
CUCUCUCAGCGAAUUUCACUUCACGCCGCCCCCAAGUACUCUAAACCCCCCUCUCUCAGCGAAACCCUAAUUCCAUUAUUACUCAGCUCGAUCGAAAAAAUCGGUAGAAAAAGCUAGUAAUCCUCCUCCUAAACCCUAGUUCCAAUUCUCCGUUCCAAAACCACCUCGAAUCCUUAAUCCGCGGAGAAGAUGCAACACGACGACGUAAUAUGGCAAGUGAUCAGGCACAACCACUGCAGCUACAUGGCCAAGAUCACUACGGGGAUUUUCUGUAGAAAUCCGUAUAAUGUUACCGGAAUUUGUAAUCGGAGCUCGUGCCCUCUCGCCAAUAGCCGCUACGCGACGAUUCGCGAUCACGAAGGGGUUUUCUACUUGUAUAUGAAAACAAUUGAAAGAGCUCACACGCCAAAUAAACUGUGGGAAAGAGUAAAGCUGCCGAGAAAUUAUGAGAAAGCAUUAGAAGUUAUUGACAAGCAUCUGGAAUACUGGCCUAAGUUACUUGUGCACAAAAUCAAGCAACGCCUUACUAAAAUGACUCAAUACAGGAUACGUAUGAGGAAGCUUCAACUAAAAGUGAGGGAGAAGAUAAUGACAGUGCCUAGAAAAGAGAAAAAACGAGAGGCUAGGAGGGAAGAAAAAGCUGAGAGAGCUGCACUUAUUGAUAAUAACAUCCAAAAAGAAUUGGUGGAACGCCUUAAGAAAGGUGUUUAUCCUGGUGAAAUUGUCAACAUCCCUGAGAAGUUGUAUAAUGAAGUAGUUGAAAUGGAAGGGCUAAAGCCAAGUCCUGAAGAAGAAGAAGAAGAAGAGGAGGAAGAUCCUGAGGUAGAAUACGUUGAGGGCUAUGACGAACUUGAAGAGGAAGAGGACAUGGAAGACUUUGGAGGGUUUCCAACGGACGAACUUUUGAAGGAUGAUGAAUAUGGUAAAGAAAGCCCAUGUUAUGUUGUUGACAUGGAUGAAGAGAGUGAACUGAAUAGUGGAUCUGAUAGAAAAAUUGCAAAGAAAAGGCGGAAAGGAGCUGGAUCCGAUGCGGAGACACUUGAUGGUAGUGAGUACAGUGCAAAGCUGAAAAGAAAGGGGAAGGUUAUUAUUGAGGUUGAGGGCAACAAUGAUAUGGCGGAUAGACGAAGGGCGGAGAUGUGAUGUCACUUUUGAGUGCAUCAAAAUGGAAUGUUGUAUUUCCCUGCCUUUUCUUUGACAGUUCCUUCCCUUUAGCGGCGAGACAAUGAUGUUAACCCCCACGCCGAUGUCCAACAGUUGAGGGUCUUUUCCAUGAAGCGAAUUUGCUGCAGAAUCGAAAUUUUGCUUAUAGUUUCCCUAGGACAUUUUUUGAUCUGUUAUAUUUGCUUGUUUGGUAGAUGAUUCACUUAUAUAGUGAGAACGUUGAGAAGCAACCUGUUCAUAUGUAUAACAACUAGUAGUUGGAGCAUUUUCUUUUCUUUUUUUUUUCCUUUUGCUAUUUGUUAACAACGAUAUGCGGAGUUUGCGAUGAAUCUCAUUGUUGGAGCAGUUGCUUUUCCUCUAUUUAUCUAUUAUGUAAUGGAAGAGUCUAUUUUUGCCGAUUCAA